Drosophila subpulchrella is the source of this 732-nucleotide messenger RNA. RefSeq lists its product as uncharacterized. The record is from RefSeq and is a predicted model, not a curated record. The transcript has 2 exons. Lineage: Eukaryota; Metazoa; Arthropoda; Insecta; Diptera; Drosophilidae. The coding region runs from base 42 to 392 and encodes 116 amino acids.
GCAAAGGCAGAAACAAAAGCGCAUCAGAGAUUAAAAAAAAAAUGGAGUCCGUGUAUAAGACCCUCAGGAACCGCGAGGUACCAUUUAGUCCCGGAAGAACUGCAAGAUACAGGCCCCGAGCGACGAACGGAAGGUCUUCACGACGAGUUCAGCCAGCCGGAACCAAUAGCGAACAAGCCAACUUUGGUGUAAAUGACGUCCCGAUUGCGAUUGGAAAUGAUGCGGCAAACCUUCAGCUGCAACCACCGAUUGUUGCUCCCGAAAUCCAGGGACUUGAUUAUCAAGAUUAUGGGGAAGAAUUCGGAGGCGUGACAUAUUGGGUAACGAUGAUUACGCAAUUUAUAUCAUAUUUGUGCGUGAUAAAAAGGGCUCUGUGGCAAUACUGGACUUAAUGCUUGAUGGUGAAAAUGACGAUAACGAUUAUAUGAUGACGAAAUGGCGACGCACUCAGGACCCGAAGAUGUUAAUAAAAUAAUUGAAGCCUGGACCAAUGUUCAUAAUACAUUUGCCGAAUCUGGAAUAUUUAUGAUAAAAGAGCCGAGAAAAGCACUGGACCUAACGAUUGAUGGAUUAUGAAUAUAAUGACGACAUGGUGCCAAAUUCUGGACCCAAAGAUGACAUAAGUCUAUUGUAGCCUGGAGAGAUGUUCAUAUUCUACUUGACGCACUCAGGAGACGAAACUGUUAAUAAACUAAAACGCCUGGACAAAUCUUCAUAUUUAUUAUAUUUUAU